GUCCAGACGCAAGAGCUCACGGCGUCUCGGGAAGCCGCCGCCGAUCUCUGUGGUACAUGAGCACGUGAGUACGUGACGGGGCAUGGGGAACUGCCAGGCGGCGGACGCGGCGGCGGUGGUGAUCCAGCACCCGGGCGACGGCAAGGUCGAGCGCCUCCACUGGCCGGCCACCGCGGCGGACGUCAUGCGCAGGAACCCCGGCCACUACGUCGCCCUCGUCGUCCUACAUCACGACUCUGGCGGAGUUGACCCCGCCGUCGCCGAAGAAGGUGCCAGAAUAACCAAGGUGAAGCUGCUCAAGCCCAGGGACACGCUCCUCCUCGGCCAGGUCUACCGCCUCAUCACGUCCCAAGAGGUGAGCAAGGCCGUGCAGACGAGGAGGCAGGAGAGGAUGCGCGGCUGCGACGAGGCGAUCGAGCAGGAGAGGCCGCGGCUGCACCGGCGGCGGCAACCGCCGAGGCCGAGGGGCGACGACCCAGCGACGGCCGCCAGAGGCGAACAGAGGCAACCCGCCGAUCAUCAGGAACGGAAGCGGCUGGAGACGGACCGGCAACAGCGGAGCAUCGCCCCCGCCCGCGGCAGAGGCCGGCACUGGCGGCCGGCGUUGCAGAGCAUUACAGAGGCGUCGUCGAGCGGACACGUCUCUGUUAACGAACUAGUAGAAAACUAGAAGAAGGUUAGGGGGAGCUAGCGAGAAAUGUCGUACAUGUACAUUAGGCGAUCUGAAUGUAUCCAUCGGCUUCUGUCCUGUUUGAAUCCGUUUUGGUGAUACAGUAGCACGCAUUACCUCCUUUUUUUUGGGUGAAAAUUACCCGUUCCUCCUUCGAGGAUCUAGCGGUUUAUCCAAGCCACACGUGUAAUUUCCAGUAGUGCAAACGAUUGGUGUGCACUCCUUGUAUACUUGUAUCGAUGACUACAUUUUAUGAGUCAAUAGAAAAGGCAUUUAAUGAGAAAA
This is a messenger RNA of Triticum aestivum (bread wheat), 955 nucleotides long. RefSeq lists its product as uncharacterized. The coding region runs from base 83 to 670 and encodes 195 amino acids. The record is from RefSeq and is a predicted model, not a curated record. The transcript is spliced from 2 exons. Lineage: Eukaryota; Viridiplantae; Streptophyta; Magnoliopsida; Poales; Poaceae.